GUGUCACAUUUACAAAGGCCUGAUCCCUGCAGGGUCUAUAAAGAGGUCCAGUACCGCUCACUACCCGGUCCAGUCCGAACUAAACACAGUCACAAUGAGCAAGAUUAUAUUCUACGAGGACAGGAACUUUCAGGGCCGCCACUAUGAGUGCAGCAGCGACUGUGCUGAGAUGCACAACCACUUCAGCCGCUGUAACUCCAUUAAGGUGGACAGUGGUUGUUGGGUUGCCUACGAGAAGCCCAACUACACUGGCUACCAGUACAUGCUGAACAAGGGCGAGUACCCCGACUACCAGCGCUGGGCUGGCUUCAACGACUGCAUCCGCUCCUGCCGUAUGGUGCCCCCUUAUCAUGGAAACUACAGGAUGAAGAUCUACGAGCGCUCUGACUUCAGGGGUCAGAACAUGGAGAUGAUGGAGGACUGCCCCGACCUGCACGAAAGCUUCCACAGCCGCGACAUCUCCUCCGCCAACGUCAUGGAGGGUUACUGGAUCCUCCACGAGCACCCCCACUACAGGGGUCGUCAGUACUUCCUUCGCCCUGGCGAGUACAGGAGGCACAGUGAGUGGGGAAGCUCCAGCCCCACCAUUGGCUCCCUGAGACGUGUCACCGAGACCCCCUGAAGGUCAACCGAGACCCCCCUAUUCCUCCCCUAAAGUAGCCCUAUUCUAAAUCCUGUACUGCACCCCUACCCUCUAUUGCUAGCACUGUUCGACUGUUGUGUAUCUACUGUGGUAUUCUGACCCUGAAAUCACAUUCAUGUGAUUGGGGGUUUUGGUCCAUUUGGUGUUGGGUCUUUGCUGCUUUGCUUAGACUGGGAAAGUAGACCUCGAUGCUCAGGCGAUGCUCGUAUGGUAACGUGAUGGUCUCUCUAGCUUUGGUUGUUACAGAGCAGAAUGAUGUGCUUUGCCAGUCCCCAACCCACUAUCCUAUAGGAACCAAAAUAAAUGAAAACUUGAUAAAAGUCAA
Messenger RNA from Coregonus clupeaformis (lake whitefish), 968 nucleotides. RefSeq names its product gamma-crystallin M2-like. Gene Ontology annotation, molecular function: structural constituent of eye lens. NCBI's taxonomy places the organism in Eukaryota, Metazoa, Chordata, Actinopteri, Salmoniformes, Salmonidae. Bases 95 to 622 code for a protein of 175 amino acids. The record is from RefSeq and is a predicted model, not a curated record. Gene Ontology annotation, biological process: visual perception; lens development in camera-type eye. The transcript has 3 exons.